Pteropus alecto (black flying fox) is the source of this 826-nucleotide messenger RNA. It is a transcript of the gene IFT25, whose product is annotated as heat shock protein family B (small) member 11. The record is from RefSeq and is a predicted model, not a curated record. Gene Ontology annotation, cellular component: intraciliary transport particle B; centrosome; cilium. The transcript is spliced from 7 exons. Bases 296 to 730 code for a protein of 144 amino acids. Gene Ontology annotation, biological process: intraciliary transport. NCBI's taxonomy places the organism in Eukaryota, Metazoa, Chordata, Mammalia, Chiroptera, Pteropodidae.
GUCUAGCAGGCCCCAGUGAUCAAGCUGCGGGAGAGUAGGCAGUGCUCUUGCCCGGGGUUAAGGCCUUUGGGCAGGGCUGCGCAGCUCGGCCGGCGAAGUAAAGAUGAGCUCGGGGGCGUGGCCUAGGGGUGGGGCCUGAGGGCGGGGUACAGAGAAGAACUCGGAGUAGGGAUGUGCGUGCGCCUGGGAAUUCCGAAGAGGCCGGGGCCGGAAGGGAUACAGCUUUUCCAGUCACUUUGUACCUAUAUAUUGAUUUGUGCCCACCAGAUCAAGGAGGAGGGUUAAACACUUCAAGAUGAGAAAAGUUGAUCUCUGUUUGAGCUCUGAGGGGACUGAAGUGAUUUUAGCUACAUCAAGUGAUGAAAAACACCCCCCUGAAAAUAUGAUUGAUGGGAAUUUAGAAACAUUUUGGACCACCACAGGAAUGUUCCCCCAGGAGUUCAUUGUUUGUUUUCACAAACAUGUGAGGAUUGAAAGGCUUGUAAUCCAAAGUUACUUUGUGCGAACCUUGAGGAUUGAAAAGAGUACCUCUAACGAGCCAGUUGACUUUGAGCAGUGGAUUGAAAGAGAUCUAGUACACACAGAGGGGCAGCUUCAAAAUGAAGAAAUUAUGGCACAGGAUGAUGGCCAUGCUACUUACUUGAGAUUCAUUAUUACAUCAGCCUUUGAUCAUUUUGCAUCUGUUUAUAGCAUUUCUGCAGAGGGAAUAGCAGUCUCACAUCAUUCUUAAUGAUUAUAACAAAAUGCUCUUACAUGAUUUUUAAUAAUAUAUUUAUUUAAAAAUGAAAUUGUCAUUGACAUACUUUAUUAAAGGGAUUUAUAUCAA